AUGACGAUGGCAGCAGCGGUCCAUCGCGAUGCAAGCUCUCGCAUCGUCGGCUUGCAGAACCGCAGCGACAUGCCUCCCCAUGUGCCGCGGAAGCGCCUGCAUCAGUCGCCCGCACCCGUUAACGAGAGCAAAGGCAAGGCACGUGCGGCAAGUUCAGCGCCCUCUUCCAGUAAACGGAAAUCCACGCUGUACGACGAUCUCGACGCCGCUGCAACCCCUCUGUCCGCCUCAAUUGCGCCAGGCUUUGACCUAGACGACAGCGAGAGCUCUCUGACUUCGCUGUCGGACGAGGACUUGGAGGAUGUGCCGCCUGCGAAACGGCAAAAAGCCCAUGAGUCCGGGGAGGAUGAUGACGACAUCGAAUUCGAAGAUGUCGCCGCACCAAGCCAACCCGCAGCAGAUGCGCCAGCUGUCUCAGGAGACCUCGAAUUGACCCUGGUAAAGGACACCCGGGUUUCGCUGACCAACUCCCUUGGCGACAAAAAGGGUCCGUCCAAGAGGGCGAGAAAGAUACGAAAUGCAACACACUGCCUUCACGUCAUGCUGCUUCUGUGGCAUAACGCGAUACGAAACUCGUGGCUCUGCGACCCUGAAGUUCAAGCCAUCAUGGUGUCGCAUCUUCCUCCCAGGCUCUGGGACGAGGUGGACCGCUGGAGACGCAGCUCUGGUCUGUCGCAGGCGCAAGCGCCUCAGAAGCCCCAAGCCAGGAACCAAGGCAGGGGCAGAGGCAAAGAUAGGGGCCGCGGCCAGAAGACGGACCAAGACGGCGAGUCGUCGAAAGGUGCAUCGCGCGACUGGGGAACGGCGGCAAAGAGGCUCGAGGAGGGCGCCGUCGACAUGAGCCAUGGAGACCCGCUCUUUCGCCUGAUGCAGUCUCUGGCGUCCUGGUGGAAGCAGCGUUUUCGCGUGACGGUCCCUAGUUUGAGAAAAUGCGGCUACAUGGCCCUGGAGCGGCUCGACAGGCUCACAAAGGCAUACACGGCCGAGCCUGGGAACUCUGCGAGGUUUGGUGAGAGGAUAUCGAACUUGCAGGCUUUCCGCCAAUGCGCUCAGACCUGUCAGGGGAGUCGUGACAUCGGGGCGCAGCUGUUUACGUCUUUGCUCCGGGGGUUAGGCCUCGAGGCCCGCAUGGUGGCAAAUCUACCGUGUCUGGGGUUUGGAUGGAACAAACUGGAGGAUGCAGAGCCUGAGAAGGAGGACGGCCAAGGUAACGUCGUGGUCAAGGACAAGCAGCCGGCGAAGACGUCGACUUCCAAGCAAAAAUUGAAGACGCCGGCCUCGGGCAAAUCGAACGGCACUGCCCUGGAAACGUCACGCAAGACCCGAUCUUCGGACCGGAAGAAACCCGUUGGGGAUGCCGUGGACGAGCUGCGCUUGGAGCACACGGAUACCGAUGACGAGUCCGUUGUCGAGGUGCAAAUGACGCCUAAAAAGACGGCGCAGCAAGCAGGGAAGAUCGACAAGGACCUCGAGUAUCCUCACUACUGGACCGAGGUCCUUUCACCCGUCACCAGCAAGUAUCUGCCCGUCGACUCAAUCGUCAAAGGCACCAUUGCAACGAAUCGAGAUCUCGUCGAAUCCUUUGAGCCCCGAGGCGCCAGGGCAGACAAGGCUAGACAAGUCAUGGCCUACAUUGUCGGACAUUCGCAGGAUGGGACGGCCAAAGACGUCACCGUGCGCUACUUGAAGCGACAGGUUGUGCCCGGGCGAAGCAAAGGCGUACGGAUGCCGCCGGAAAAGAUUCCAGUUUACGACCGUCACGGGAAAGUGAAGCGUCACGAGCAGUUUGACUGGUUCAAGUCGGCCAUGUCUGGGUACAAGCGAGGCGGAAGGAGUCAACCCGUGACGGAAGUGGACCACGAGGAGGAGGCGACGGAUCUCAAGCCGGCCAAGGCGGAGAAGAAGGAGGUCAAGGAGGGCGAGGAAACGCUGCAAUACUACAAGCAGUCCAAGGAGUUUGUUCUCGAACGCCAUUUGAAGCGCGAGGAAGCGCUCAAGACCGAUGCGGCCCCCGUCAAGGUUUUCAAGAACAAGGCAAAGGGAGGCAAGGUGGAGGAAGAAGACGUCUAUCUCCGCACCGACGUCGUCAACGUCAAGAGCGCGGAGACGUGGCACAAGCAAGGCAGAGCACCGAUGGCCGACGAGCAGCCCCUGAAGCGGGUUCCCUACCGCGCGGCGACGCUGAAUAGGCGAAGAGAGAUUCUAGAGACGGAGGCGGCGACGGGAGAAAAGGUGCUGCAGGGGCUCUUUAGCCUGGAGCAAACAGACUGGAUCAUCCCGCCGCCGAUUGAGAACGGCGUCAUCCCCAAGAAUGACUACGGGAACAUUGAUUUGUUUGCGGAGCACAUGUGCCCUCAAGGGGCGGUGCAUGUACCAUACAGGGGCGCGGUGCGGGUCUGCAAGCGACUGCAGAUCGACUACGCCGAGGCCGUGGUGGGCUUUGAGUUUGGGCACCGGAUGGCGGUGCCCGUGAUCCAAGGCGUCGUGGUGGCCGAGGAGCACCACGAGCAAUUGAUGGCGGAGCUCGAAAAGAACGAGGCAGAGAGGCUGAGGAAAGAGGACGAGAAGCGUCGCAAGGCGGUCCUCGGCACGUGGCGCAGGUUUAUCAUGGGGCUGCGGAUCGUGGAGAGGAUGCGUCAGGACUACGGCGAGGUGGACGACAGCGUCGCCGUGUUUGGGCCGAAACAGGGUGCCGUCGAUGGGAAUGCGCCAGCGGCGGCUGAGCAUGGCGAGGACAUGGCUGGCGGGUUUCUGCCCGAGGGGUACGAGGAAGAGGACGAUGAGGGGCAGGCGCAUCAAAUGUCGAGCUUCUUCCCUGUCGGCGAUGAGGACGACGAGGCCGAGGGAGGCGGCCUCAUCGUGGAGGACGACGGACAAAUGGCAGCCGAUGGGGCGCCCGGCCGGGGUGGCGGAUGA
Hirsutella rhossiliensis is the source of this 2916-nucleotide messenger RNA. Its product is annotated as rad4 transglutaminase-like domain-containing protein. Gene Ontology annotation, biological process: mismatch repair; nucleotide-excision repair. The transcript has 2 exons. The record is from RefSeq and is a predicted model, not a curated record. Gene Ontology annotation, molecular function: single-stranded DNA binding; damaged DNA binding. The coding region runs from base 1 to 2916 and encodes 971 amino acids. Lineage: Eukaryota; Fungi; Ascomycota; Sordariomycetes; Hypocreales; Ophiocordycipitaceae. Gene Ontology annotation, cellular component: nucleotide-excision repair factor 2 complex; XPC complex; cytoplasm.